Molecule: messenger RNA, 321 nt
Organism: Peronospora matthiolae
Lineage: Eukaryota; Oomycota; Peronosporomycetes; Peronosporales; Peronosporaceae
Source: the annotation of a GenBank genome assembly
AUGUCAAAGCUCUCUCGUUCUCAAGCUGAGAAAAAGAAUACUCAGCUCGGUGCUUCAAGACAGUGUCCGCCAGUUGAAGACGUCUGUCCCGCUCAUGUUCGAGGUCUCCGCGUAACGCAAGCGUUACGCGAUCAAAGAAGCUCUCGGGAGCACGCGCUUCCCCACGAUUGUGUGGAGAGCGUUUUGCCUCCUCCUCAACCUCCAUUGGAGGACUCUCGCGGUGGCCAGCGCUAUCUGAUUGAGCAGCUGUUGAACCACCGCGACGUGAACGGACGUCACACGAGUUAUCUCGUCCGGUGGCGCGGCUAUCCCCCGUCCUAG